AUGGCGGAGGCCGCGACGAGGAGCCCGGCUGAGGUUGGUGUGUCCUUUGAGGAUGUGGCCGUGUACUUCUCCAGGGCAGAAUGGGGCCUCCUGGACGAGGCUCAGAGACGCCUCUACCUCGAUGUGAUGCUGGAGAACUAUGCUCUCGUGUCCUCACAGGGUUGCUGCUGUGGAAGUCGGGAUCUGGAGGCGUCCAUUGAACCGAACGUUUCUAUAAGAGUGUCCCAGGCAAAGAUGACCAAAGUAGCUUCAUCUUCCCAGAAGAGCCACCCCUGUGAGGGCUGUGCUGCAGUCUUGAGGGACAUUUUCCAGGUGAUUGAGCAGCAGGGAACACAAUCUAGUAGGAAACUGCUGAGGUGUGGGGCAUGUGCAAAGUCAUUUUAUUUUAGUCCACAGUUUCACCAGCACCAUGGGCAGCACAUGGGAGCAAAGUGUUUGAUACAAGGUGUGGACAGGGCCUCACUUGCGAAGAGCUGCACAUUCAGUGUGUCCCAGAAGCUUUUUACCGAUCAGAAGGUCAGAGACAGCGUCCUUACUGUCUCAGGACAACUUCAGCACCAGGCUUCUCAUACCAGAGAUAAAUCAGGGUCUGGGGUGACAUCUCAAAACAAAAAAAGUUAUCAUUGCAAGAAAGAAUGUAAAAAAGCCAUUGGCUGCAAUGACACACUUGGUCCAAAUCAAGCUGUCAAUACUGGAAGGCAGUGUGUUGUGGGCACUGAAAAGAAAAAAUAUUUUAAAGAACUUAAUUAUCAUCAGAAAGUUCACUCAUUGGAAAAGCCAUAUGAGUGCAGUGAGUGUGGAAAAUGUUUUAAAGAACAUUGGAUUCUUAUUCAACACUGUCGUGUUCAUUCUGGAGAAAAGCCUUAUGAGUGUGGUGAAUGUGGAAAGUCCUUUAGCCAAAGUGCUGGCCUCAGUAGACAUCAGAGAGUUCACACUGGAGAAAAGCCAUAUAAGUGUGGUGAAUGUGGGAAAUCCUUCAGCCAAAAUUCCAGCCUCAUUCACCACCAAAGGGCUCACACUGGAGAAAAGCCUUAUGAGUGUGGUGAAUGUGGGAAAACCUUCACCCAGUGUUCCAGCCUCAUUGAACACCAAAGGGUUCACACAGGAGAAAAACCUUUUGACUGUAGUGAAUGUGGAAAAAGUUUUACCAGAAUAGCCUGCCUUCGUCGUCAUCGGAGACUUCACUCUGCUGAAAGGCCUUAUGCGUGUAAUGAAUGUGGAAAAUCUUUUAAGAGGAAAUCUCUCUUUUGUUAUCAUCAGAGAUUACACACUGGAGAAAGUUUGUACCAGUGCGGUGAAUGUGGGAAAUCUUUUAUCCAUAGCUCUGGACUCCAUUAUCAUCAGAGAGUUCACAAUGGAGAAAGACCUUAUAAGUGCACUGAUUGUGGGAAAUCUUUCAUCAGGAACUGUGACCUUCACAACCACGAGAAACUUCAUACUGGAGAACGGCCUUAUGAGUGCAAUGACUGCGGGAAAUCUUUUUUCAGGAACAGUGACCUUUAUAAACAUCAGAGAGUUCAUACUGGAGAAAAACCGUACAAGUGCAAUGAUUGCGGGAAAUCUUUUACCCAUAGCUCUGGACUCCAUUAUCAUCAGAGAGUUCACAGUGGAAAAACACCUUAUGAGUGUACUGAUUGUGGGAAAUCUUUUAUCAGGAAUUGUCAUGUUCGUACUCAUCAGAGUUCACAAAAAAGAAAGGCUCUUUGA
Molecule: messenger RNA, 1707 nt
Organism: Pipistrellus nathusii (Nathusius's pipistrelle)
Lineage: Eukaryota; Metazoa; Chordata; Mammalia; Chiroptera; Vespertilionidae
Source: the annotation of a GenBank genome assembly